UGCGUGGACAGAAACAUGCUCCACGAGUGUCAGCUGCUGAAUGAGUGGGUCAUUCUCGAUAAUACGAACAUGAACACACGCUGCGAUCAACACCACCCACUGCCACCAGCAAUGUCCGCCUGGCUGUGUUGCUCGCCACUCGCUCACUCAUUAAGUGCCUGUCUCGCCUGGACUUUCUGGCCUUCUUAAACCGGCUCUUGCGCACCUCGCACCACCCAUCGCCGCCCACACGCACCAUCCCCUCCUGCCCUUCCUUCUCCUUCUGUGUGGUGGACGUGAUGGACAUGGCACUGUCACUCGACGUCGAACUGAGCUGCGACAGACUCUCAUCAGCGUCACGCGACUGAGGCACACCCACGCACACGCACCCCAACACCAACAGAUGAAGAGACGGAUGGCUCUGUGCGUGUGCCGUGCAUCGUGUGUGUGGACCUCAUCCAGGUGCGAUGCGGGGACGUCGUGCAGCUUGCGCUUGGGGGAGGCCGACAACCUGAGCAGACACGAUCGGAUGGAUGGCCCCACAAAGAAUGGCGGUGUUGUCUGUCGUCCACCUACGUGCGUGGCCGGUCUUUGGUGUCGGUAUAGGAUGUGGUGUUUGGGCUGGUGGAGGUGGAGGUGGGAGGAGGGUCCUGCUCGUGACAACCGAUAGCCGAGUACUGCGACACACACGCAGCCUCGUAGUCGUAAUCGUCGAGGACAAGGUCUUCCUGACGUCGCAGGCAUUGUACGGAAGAGAGAGAGACGCUCGUCCGUCUUUGUGAUAAUCUGCGUACUUGUGUGUCGUUGGUUGGCUGUAUGUGAGUGUGUGUUGCAUCGUCCGUGUCGCCGAUCAUGCUCAACAGCCGAUGAAUCGCGCGGCUCGUGUAGGGAUCCUCCACCGCGCGACCCGACGCCUCAAACGCACACACAGUAGUCUGAAACACAGAACAACCCGCCACACCACACCACACACAGUCGUGUGCAUACCAUGCUUAUGUCUCCUUUGGCUGUGUGCUGACCUGCCGAUCGAUGUCAGCCUCGCCACUGUCGUCUUGCUCAUCAUCCCGUUCCAGGGUGAUGAUGGAUCUCGACGUCUCGUCGCUGCGCACCAGAACCACACUGCAUCCACAAAGACACACAAAUGACAAAUGGGGGUGAGGUCUCGAGAUGUGUGUGUCGUGUGCCUUUGUGUGUAUACGUGUCGUCUUUGGAUAGAUCCAUGGUCCAUGAGGUGCCGUCGUCGCAUGUCAGCAGAUCAUCGAAGCUCCUCAGACACAAACAGACUUGCUGCAGGAAAUCCAUCCAUCCAUCCAUCCAUUCAUCCAUGCGGUCGGUGUGUCUUGGAGUGUGGUGUCGGCUGACCGAGUGCAUGAUAUCGAGUGUGGGCUCGAUGCCCUCCAUCCCCUCACGCAUACGAUAGUCGUGGAUGAAACGAACCUGACGCAGGCUCACAGAGACACAGGUAAGCUGCCGCAAGUGUGUGUUUGCGUGUGUGUACUUUGACGAUGUCUGGCACGGCGGAUCUGUUGUCGACGCCAAUCUCGCCCUCCUCACGCUCCAACUUACUGCAUGUACCACACACAGACGUACAUGCGAGGCGGAACCUUUGUGUGUGAGUGUAUUGGUCGCAAUAGCACCAUCUGACGUAGUCGAUGGCUGCCCACACACGAGCAACAGUGGAGGGAAGCCAUCAAAACACAGGCUGGCCAAGUUGUUUCGGUUGUUUGUUUGCUUGCCUUGCAUCUCCUGCUGCCCGUCGCCGAUGACGACAGCACGCCCCACCACACCGUCCACCUUCUCAAACACCUGAGCAAAUGCCUCCUCCUGCACAACCACACACACACAGAGCCGCAAACCAACGAAUGAAUGAUAGAGUGGUCUGUCGCCCUCACCCUUGCCCCAUGCUUUUCUGACCUUCCAUGUGUAUGGUGUCGUCUUGCCGCUGAAGAGGUCGCGGGCAGAGAUGAUCUCCACACCUUCCUCGAUGAGCAGGCCCCACAGCCGCGGCAUGAAAUCCUGCAUGGUGUCCCUGAUCCAUGGCAUUCUGCCGUUGCUGACAAUCACCACCACACUGCGGCAACAUCCGCCCAGCCCGCCGUCGCCGCCACAGGCCUUGCUGAUGAGGUCCAGGCAGGCGCUCUCGUGGUCGAAGAUGGCCGUGGCGAAGCAGCUGUUGACCUUGUAUCGUUUGUCGUACUGCUGCGUGGUCAUCCACGAUGUGUAGAAGAGCGUGUCGUCAUAGUCGAGCAGCCACAGGGUGAUGGGGUGUUGCGGACGGGCAGCUGGACGGGCAGGGGAGGUGCCGCCAGUGAUCUCCGCCAUCGUAUGACGAGCUAGCGCGGCCUCUUCAACACUGAUGGCUCCACAAACGAUUUGCAAAGAGAAAAACCAACUCCGAGC
This is a messenger RNA of Vitrella brassicaformis, 2379 nucleotides long. NCBI's taxonomy places the organism in Eukaryota, Vitrellaceae. The record is from the annotation of a GenBank genome assembly.